GCAGGCGCACCGCGGGCCCCCUCCCCGCCGAAGCGUCCCCCCCCCCAGUCCCCGCGCGCCGAGGGGUCCUGACAGGCCGAGCGAGGCAGCCGCCGCUCGAGACUCCGCCCGGGAGGGGCCGCCGGCCGGGGGGGCACCAUGUCCUCCCCCAGCCCGGGCAAGAGGCGGAUGGACACCGACGUGGUCAAGCUUAUUGAGAGCAAACACGAAGUCACAAUCCUAGGAGGACUCAAUGAAUUUGUAGUGAAGUUUUAUGGACCACAAGGAACACCGUACGAAGGUGGGGUGUGGAAAGUUAGAGUGGACCUUCCUGACAAAUAUCCUUUCAAAUCCCCAUCUAUAGGAUUCAUGAAUAAAAUUUUUCAUCCCAACAUUGACGAAGCGUCAGGAACCGUAUGUCUAGAUGUAAUUAAUCAGACUUGGACAGCUCUCUACGAUCUUACCAAUAUAUUUGAGUCGUUCCUGCCCCAGUUGCUGGCCUAUCCCAACCCCAUAGACCCCCUUAAUGGUGACGCCGCAGCCAUGUACCUUCACCGACCAGAAGAAUACAAGCAGAAAAUUAAAGAAUACAUUCAGAAAUAUGCAACAGAGGAGGCCCUCAAAGAGCAGGAAGAAGGGACCGGCGACAGCUCUUCGGAAAGUUCCAUGUCUGACUUUUCCGAGGACGAGGCCCAAGAUAUGGAAUUGUAGUAGAAGCAGCGUCCUGCUUUUCGGAGAGACUUGACUUCCUGACCAUGCGCUGAGAAGCAGACUAUAAUAUUCAUAUUUAAACAAAGCAAUUUUUUAUUACUAAACAAGGUUUUUAUGAAUAAUAGCAUUCAGAGGUAUAUAUAUAUAUAUAUAUAUAUAUAUACACACACAUAUUAUAUAUAUAUAUAUAUAUCUCCACCCUUUAGAUCUUGAUUUUUUUUUUUUCGUUUUUGUUUCUUUUUUGGUCAUUUCUCAAAGAGCCCCCAAAACAUGCAUUGCGGUGCGUUUCCGACAUUCCACUUGGUAGCAAUAUGAACCCGGGCGCAUGCUUGCAUCUCUUCGUAAUUCCAUUUCAGCUGAGUUCAAAUCCCCCUCCCCACCUCCCCCGGAACCUGCUGCUUUGCUCUGGAGAGAAUCUGGAUAAUGCCCUCCCCUACCCCCCCCGCCCCCCCCUUUUUUUUUUCUUUUUAAAAUUUCCCGUUUUUUUUUUUUUUCUUCCUUCCUUCUUUUCUUUCCUUUUUAAGUCGAGCGUUCCAAAGACAGCAGACGCCCGCGGAUGCAAAUGCGGAACAGCAAUUUGAGAAUGUAAAAGAGAAUUUUUUUGGGGGGGGUGAGACGGGGGUGCGCGCGCGCGCGCGAUUUAAUCGAUGGAAAGUAUAAUAAGGCCGUGAAGUCAACGGUGCGCCUUCGUUUCAACCUGGCUGCUUUUAUUAACCCCUUUUUUCGAUGGAGUUCACCUUUUUUCUUCUUCUUUUUUUGGUCUUUUUUUUUUUUUAAACACCCAACAAGAUCUACCAACUGAAUGCAUGGAGUUCUUGACGUGCCCGUCUUUUACGAAGCAGCUGUGAUCCUGAGUAUAGUAUGCUUUUUUUUUUUUUUUUUUUUUUUCAUUUUUUCCUGACGGACUUCCUGUCUGCUUAGACUGGUGAUGGAGGUGAUGAUGAUAAUGGUCUUCUAAGUUGGUCCAGGCUGGGGAGCGGGGGUGGAAAGAUGUGAAGGUCAGCGUGACAGUCAUAUGUGGUCAUCUUGGUUUUUUUUUUUCUGAGGGACAAGGAAGCGGGACAGUCCUGUCCAAGGGGUGGUGAGGUGGCCGCUAACUCAAAGUACCUUGAACCCAGUCCAUCUUGGUCCUUUUAUCCAAACCACCAGCAGCAGAGAUACUCUACACACACCCAUUUCUCAGUUCUCUUGAUAAUUCUGCAAAUGCCGCCCAGGUGAACGUCUACAUCUGGAAGAGCUUUCUGACCAGGUGGAUUCGAUCGAGCCUGUGAAAAAAAGGAUGUUCUGGUACUUGGUUAGUAAAUUCCCUCCUCACCCUGUCUCUUGACAGCACUUGCCAUCCUUUCUGCUGUCCGUUUUGACGUUGCUCGCCCGAGCUGGCCAGAUGUUCUGAGAAAGUCCCACCAUGCUUGGCGGGACGCGGUGCUCCUUUUAAAGAAGGGGAGCCAGUUGGUGUCAAAAGUGGUGUUUAAGGGACUCCAAAUGACUUCUUUCCUUGACUAGCCGAAUUCCCGAUGGCUCCAUACUGCCCCUUCCCUCCAACGGGAGAUCAGAAAUGACGGUGGUUGACUAGGGCGGAUAGCAAGGAGGUCCCUUGAGAUGGAACUUGCUCUCUGGCCUGGAUGUCCCUUGAGAUGGAGCUUGCACCUUAGAUUUCUAGAGAUUUGGGGGACAGGAUGUUGAGUAGAGGGCUCGGGAAAGUUGGGUGUAUCUUCUAGUAAUCAUCAUCAGAACUUGGGUGAAUCAAGAAGGAACGUUGACUGUCAAGAGAAGUUGCGUCCUUCCCACCCGAUCCUUCUUAAAUGCCAUCUGGGUUUGAGGUUGGUGAGUUUUGUGUAUGUGUUUUGAGGGGGGGGGGCAGGCUGACGGAACGAGUCCGAUCUUCAACCGCCAUCCCUUUGCUUUGCUUGCUUUUUCUUCCCCGUGUGGAAAAGACCUGUCAAGUAGACCUUAAUUGGCACGAUUGUUUUCUUGGAAUAAAGCAAGAGCUUAUCUCGUCUUGGGCAUGAAGUGGGGGCGAGGAUGGGGAAAACCCCCACAAAAAUUAUUCAUAGUCAUUCUCUUAUUUUUAUUUUUUUGCCUGGAAAACGUUGGUGAGGGGGGAACAAGCAGUGAAAUUGGGGUUGUGAGCAGCUGAAGUGAUUCUGGAAUAGGGGACCCCCCCCCAUUUUGUCACUCUGGGUCUUGAUGGAAGAUAAGAUGGACCUUCUCAAUCAGUAUUGUCUCAGUUUGGGCCCCUUUAAGAUGGGCGGACUUCAACUCCCAGAAUUCCCCAGCCAGUUGAAGGCCGCUCAUCUUAAAAGUGGCUAAAAUUGAGAAACGCUGAUUUAAGAUUACCUAUCCCUAACCUGUUCUCCUCCUGCAUUUGCCACCCCAUCCCCAUCCUCCCCAGCCGGCAGGGAGGAGUGCACGAUGGGCUCGGUCUGCCUUAACUGUGCUGCUAAUUGGUCGACCUGUGCAAUGAUCUCUAGGCGCUGUGAGGUCUAGAUUUUUUUGGAGUGCCAAGCUAUCUAUCAUGAUAGGAGUGCCACUUUGAGCGAAAUAAACCAUUCUCCCCAUGAUUGUACAUAUAGAUAGAUAGAUAUAUUAAUACGCUAGUGUUCUAAUUCCCUUCACGAAGGUAAUCUUUUUUUUUUUUUUUUAAACAAUAAAGUCUGACUUCUGAUAUUUUGAGAUUGUUGACCGCUCAUAAAUUAACAUCCCUUUUUUUUUUCUUCUCCCCCCCCCCUUCCCGUCAAGCAAAGCCACAAUGCUGGCUUUAAUUAAGGAGAGAAAACUUAACAAAGAUGACCCACGUUGGCACCAAAUUCUGGCCCCCGAAAUUGUCCUGGCCAAACUCUUUUGAUUCGCAAAGGUCCUUUUGGAGGGGGGGGGGCAUCUCAACUCUUGAACGUUCAUGGCCGAGAUGAUGGUUGAAGGUGAAAUUAGUUCUUGAACGUAGGUUUCAACAGACACACACGCAUCACACAGCCCGCUGCAAGCACUUCUGGUGUUCCUUGGCCUGGCUUUGGCUUGACCUAGCGUUGACUUGACCUAGCGAUCAUGGUGGGCCAAAUGUUGGCGAGAUCAAGCUUGGAAGAGACUAAGGAAGCACCUCAAAAGCUUUGAGCUAAACGAAGCAGAUUCCAACUCGGUCUCCUUCCCCUCCUUGACCUUAACGUAGGUUGAUGCUGUCUCCUCCUUUCUCUGGGUUGUUCAAUGUCCACUGGCCAACGGUCUUCAGUUGGUGACCACCAACCCCUGGUGGAGCUGAUGGCUCUCUUCAGACGGCCUGUGGAGAUGACAAUCCAGAGUGAAUUGCGACCGAGCGGAUCUCUUGCGCGCCGUGCCGUCUGCCUGGGACGCUUCCCACCCCGUCCUUUUCGAUUAGCAAUCUAGAUCCGUCUUCUAGAGGGGGACUUUUGAAGCCACCUAACUUUCUUCCAUCUCCCCAAUCCAUCCGUUGAGCGGCCUUCCUGAGCCGCCCUGGAUGUAUCUUAAGCCGUGUACGGAAGCGAGGCUGCAGUGCCUCCACGUCACCCUGACAAUCCCGGCCUUGUCCCCUUAAUUCAGAUUUUCUUUUUUUAAAAAUUUAUUUAUUUAGUGAGUCCGGAGCAGAGAUUGGGGGGGGGGGCUUUCAGCACGGACGUAAAACUCCCGAGAACUUCAGUUAAAGUUCUCUUGCUUGGUUGAUUGGGGUCUUUUUGGCGCGAGAAGGAGACGGAUAGGAACUAGGUCAGCUUUUGGACGAGGCUGGGGUCUCCCAGCUCGGAUUUGGAACGAGGGGCGAUCAAUGCAGCGUGCACCGUUCUGGGUUUGGGAUCUAGAACGUCGCCUUGCGUGUUGAUCUGCAAUUCGAAGCGGGGAUGGGGGGGCCCGUUUAGAAAUCGCCAGGGUUUUUUUUUUUUGUUGUUCUUUUAGUUUUUGCUUAAUUUCCCGGAGUGUAUUUGGUACAACGUGUGAAUACUUGAAGAGGUCAAACGGGAAGCCCGACCCGCCUCUUGGCUGCCGCAGCUAGCUCCCCCCUCCUCUCUUUUUGGCAUUGCGAUGAUGUGGCUGGCGGUGGCGUGGAUGGUAGUGGGUGGGCAGACACCCCCCCCCCGUGGCGAACGCCUCUUCUAAGGAUUAUAACCUCUCAGAAUAGUUGUGUAUAAUUAAAGAAACUGUAAACUUUUUAAAAAAUAAAAUAUGUAUAUACCUUGG
Messenger RNA from Crotalus tigris (Tiger rattlesnake), 4872 nucleotides. It is a transcript of the gene UBE2H, whose product is annotated as ubiquitin conjugating enzyme E2 H. The coding region runs from base 139 to 690 and encodes 183 amino acids. The record is from RefSeq and is a predicted model, not a curated record. Gene Ontology annotation, molecular function: ubiquitin conjugating enzyme activity. Gene Ontology annotation, biological process: ubiquitin-dependent protein catabolic process; protein polyubiquitination. The transcript is spliced from 7 exons. NCBI's taxonomy places the organism in Eukaryota, Metazoa, Chordata, Lepidosauria, Squamata, Viperidae. Gene Ontology annotation, cellular component: nucleus.